Molecule: messenger RNA, 2886 nt
Organism: Botrytis sinoallii
Lineage: Eukaryota; Fungi; Ascomycota; Leotiomycetes; Helotiales; Sclerotiniaceae
Exons: 9
Coding region: 1-2886 (961 amino acids)
Biological process (GO): carbohydrate metabolic process
Cellular component (GO): vacuole
Molecular function (GO): beta-galactosidase activity
Source: RefSeq, a predicted model, not a curated record
AUGAGGUUACUAAACAUCUUCACGACUUUGUGUCUCCUAUUGUGGGGUGGAGCUGCUACAAAUGAUGGAUUGACCGAUGUUGUAGAAUGGGAUCCAUAUAGUUUGACAGUCAAUGGCUCUAGAGUGUUCAUAUUCUCUGCCGAGUUUCAUUAUCAACGGAUGCCCGUUCCCGAACUAUGGCUCGAUAUCUUCCAAAAGUUUCGAGCAAAUGGUUUCAACACAAUUAGUGUAUAUUUUUUCUGGUCUUAUCACGAGGCCUCAAAAGGAAAAUUUGACUUCGAAACAUCAGGCAAGAAUGUUCAAAGAGUUCUUGAUUAUGCAAAGGAAGCAGGAAUCUGGGUCAUUGCUCGAGCCGGCAACAAUGCUGUAUAUUAUGAAUCCUGGCUUCCAUGGAUCACGGAAAUUGGAGGAAUUCUAGCAAAGAAUCAAAUCACUAACGGAGGCCCUGUUAUCCUCAAUCAGGUUGAGAAUGAACUUCAAGAGACAACUCACUCAGCGACUAACUCUUUGGUUCUUUACAUGGAGCAAAUUAAAGCUGCAUUUCGAGAUGCUGGCAUUACUGUCCCUCUUAGUCACAAUGAGAAAGGUCAAAGAAGCAUAUCGUGGAGUACCGAUUAUCAAAACGUUGGUGGCGCUGUGAAUGUUUAUGGCUUAGAUUCGUACCCCGGUGGAUUGUCAUGUACUAACCCUGCCUCUGGUUUUAAUCUUGUUCGCAAUUAUUAUCAAUGGUUCUCAAAUUACUCUUACACACAACCAAAUUACUUUCCAGAGUUUGAGGGUGGUUACUUUACUCCAUGGGGUGGUAGCUUUUAUGAUGAUUGUCAAUCUGAACUUUCGCCUGCUUUUGCAGACGUCUAUUACAAGAACAACAUUGGGCAAAGAACAACUCUUAUGAGCUUAUAUAUGGCUUGGGGUGGUACAAAUUGGGGUCAUUCUGCAGCUCCAGUGGUGUACAGUUCUUACGACUACGCAGCUCCUCUUCGGGAAACUCGUCAAAUUCGAGACAAACUAUCCCAGACCAAACUUAUUGGACUUUUCACCAGAGUUUCUACUGAUCUGCUCAAAACAGAUAUGAUCGGUAAUGGUACUGGAUAUAGUGUAUCUUCAACUGGCAUUUGGUCAUGGGUUUUGCGAAACCCUGAUACUCAAGCUGGGUUUACAACAGUUCAACAAGCGAAGUCCAGCUCAACAGCAUCAGUAACAUUUGAUGUAUAUCUAAAUACCUCCUUGGGUGCCGUGACUGCUUCUAAUGUUAAUCUAAAUGGUCGUCAAAGCAAAAUUCUCGUCACAGAUUAUACAUUCGGAAAGCAUACACUUCUUUUUGCAUCUGCGGAUGUCCUUACAUAUGGUGUUUUCGAUGUUGACGUUUUAGUUUUAUAUCUCGAAGAAGGACAAGUUGGUCAAUUUGCUUUCAAAACUACAAAAAAAUUGACCUAUCAAGUUUAUGGAAAUUCUGUUUUCGCUACAAAUUCCACAUCCAACUAUACCUCGAGCUCACAAACAUUCACAUAUACUCAAGGAUCUGGUCAAACAGUAGUUAAAUUCUCUGAUGGAGCUUUAGUAUAUUUACUCGAUCAACCUUCAGCAUGGAAGUUCUGGGCUCCGGCGACAACAUCGAAUCCUCAUGUCAAGCCAGAUGAACAAAUAUUUGUUCUAGGACCAUACCUCGUACGAAAUGCAACCACAUCUUUUGGGGUGGUUAAUAUUUCUGGCGAUGUCGACAAAACCACAAAUAUUGAAGUCUUUUCCGGAAAUAAAUUGAUUGAGGUUAUUGCAUGGAAUGGUUUUCCAUUAUUCACAACAAAGACGAAAUAUGGUUCAUACAUCGCAAAACUUCCUGGUACUGAAGGUAGAAUUGUUUCCCUGCCAAAAUUAACCACUUGGGAAUCUGCAAACUCUCUUCCGGAAAAAGAACUCUCCUACGAUGAUUCAAAAUGGAUUGUUUGUAACAAAACAACUACAUUGAGUCCAAUUGCUCCAGCGACUCUCCCUGUCUUAUUCUCAAGCGACUAUGGAUACUACACUGGACCUAAAAUCUACCGUGGAUAUUUCGAUGGAUCCAAUUACACAUCAAUUAAUAUCACCGCAUCGGGAGGUUUAGCAUUUGGGUGGUCUGCCUGGUUAAACGGUGUUUUGAUCGGUGGAAACACUGGUAAUGCGACUGCAACAACUACCAACGCCAUUCUCGAUCUUUCAACCCACACCUCUAUUAUUAAACUCACCAAUAACCUUGUCACAGUUGUAGUAGACUAUCAUGGACACGACGAGACAUCCACUGCGAAGGGAGUCGAAAAUCCCCGUGGUAUCCUCGGCGCAUCUCUCCUACCAAAACCAAGUAAUUCCACCGGUUUCAAACUUUGGAAAAUACAAGGAAAUGCAGGAGGUAGUGCAAAUAUCGAUGCAGUACGUGGUCCUAUGAAUGAGGGUGGUUUCUACGGCGAGAGACUCGGAUGGCAUUUACCUUCUUCUCCUUCUUUGUCUUCAAAAUCUACUCCUUUGGUGGGUCUGAAUACUUCUGGAAUCGCGUGGUAUUCUACGACUUUCAAUUUGGCACUCGAUGCAGACCUCGAUGUUCCGCUUGGAAUUAAGUUCUCCGCACCAGCGGGCACUGUUGCCAGAGUUAUGUUCUGGAUCAACGGUUACCAAUACGGAAAAUACGUACCGCAUAUUGGACCGCAAACAGUGUUCCCUAUUCCACCAGGCAUCAUCAAUAACCGAGGAAAGAACAAGUUGGCGAUUAGUUUAUGGGCGAUGCAAGAUGAGGGGGCGAAGUUGGAUAGUGUGGAGUUGGUUAGUUAUGGGGUUUAUGAGAGUGGGUUUGGGUUUAGUAGGGAUUGGAGUUAUCUGCAGCCAGCGUAUAGCAGUGACAGAUUGCAGUAUGCUUAG